AGAAAUGGAAACUAUGUGUGCCAACAUUAUUUUCCCGAUAACGAAUCCUAUUACGUUGAAAAUGUUUCCCUGCCAAUGGCUCGCAUAGGCAUAUCGCACGCAUUCGACACUCACUUGCAGUGCAGAAUCAAUGCGAGAGUGGCCGGAUAAGGCGAUUCUCUCUCUUUCUCAUUCUCAUCGAGUGUCGAGACACUCGAGUGUAAGCGCAUACUAACGUCAAUGUGUGCGUGCUUAACUUGGCACUUUGUAUGCGCUAUGUAGCUAUAUGUACACACGCAGACCGCAUCGCGGAGCGGCUCUCGCAAAAACGUACAGUUGCCAGUUCGCAGUACUACUAUUCAGGCAGGAGCAAUCUCGAUUCGCGAGUAGUAGUACAUGUCUAUAAUCAAACGGGUCAAGGCGGCCGACUUUUUUCCGCGUGUUUUAAAAGACUCUGGCACACUUCGACGUCAUAUAGAUAGUUGACAAUUUGAUUUCGCUACCGAGGUGGGCUACUGCUGCUGCUGCUGCUGUUGCGAUCGAAUUUUUGGAGAAGUGCACAACGCGGCUCUCUCGCGCGAGUGCAGAAAAAUUCCGCGAAAGUGAGACAAUCGCGAUAAGGAUCUGCUCUCGAGAGAUACGGAGUCUCGGAACGUUUCUCGUUCGUAUAUUGUGUACUUUUAUGCUCGUCAUUCGUCGAAAUCGAUGAAAUCGACUCGUCGUCGUCGGCACAGUGUCCCAAGACAUCGACGGCAACGGACUUGGCUCUCGCAUGCAGGCAUGGAAGCUCGCAUCUAUGCUUCGCAGCAUGCCUCGCAGUCACAACAACAACAACAAUACGAGUCCAAGAGCAGCAGUGGUAUAGCUUAUGACAAUUAAGGUUAUGUCGCGCGCUGCUGCUGAGUAAACACAUCGUAGUGUCGUCGUCGCUGCUGUGCAGGCCACGCGCGAAUCAAUCGCGUAUUACAAGCACGACCGUCCAAGUGCGGCCGAUGAAAUCUCUCUACAAUAUAAUACAUGCCCAUGAGUGAGAGAGACACACACACAUGGUCGCUCGAUAUAAGCUCGUCCGUCGGAAGCAUAACAAGUAACAUACUUGAACAAAAAAAAAAAAGAAAGGAAAUCGCAUCGUGUUGGAUACGAUUGAGCGGCCGUGUUUAUUUGCACAAAGAGUCGAAAGUUAGAGUGUCAAGAUUUGCUGCUGCUGCUGCUGUGACGUGCUGCGGUGUGGUGCGCCGCGGGGCCUAAUUUCGCGUCGUCGUGUGCUUCCGCAAGUUCAACAACCUUUGAACCUUUGCCGCAUACCUACUAAUAUACAGUCUACUGCCGCAAACGAGUCAGUCGUGUGCUGUCUUGAUCGUGUGCCGAGGCAAAAAAAAUCUUGGUGUGUGUGUGUGUGCGCGCCUCGUCAGUGUGCCUUCUCUACACCUAUAGGAUUCGCAUAGGCCGUUUUACCAAUGCUAUUGCAUUGUUGCAUAUAGCGCGGUAUCGACCAAGCCAUAAAUUGCUGCUGCUGCUGCUGCAGGGACACGCAUGUUAUAUAGUGGUGUACGGUACACGCGCUUAGUCAUAUUUAUAUAGACCGGCGUGUAUAGUGGCGGCCAGCAAGUGCAAUAUAGCGGCGAUCGUGUGUGCCAUUUUUUAUUCAUGACAUUUUUGAUAUAUAAGAGCGUAUAAGUUAUAGCUAUAAAAAAAAAUAUAAACAGACUGCGAGGCGAUGCUCCGAUUGUUCAUCACGAGUUUGACGCAGAAGAGCAACGGCAAUCGUGGCAGCGACAAUAACAGAAGCAAUAAUAACGACGGCAGAGGCGGCGUCGGUGCCGAAUGGCACGCGGGCAACGAGGAGCAGCAGGAAGAGGAGGACAACAACGACGACGACGGCAGCAGCCCAAUGACGGCUUCGCCGCCUAAGCUGCCGCUCGACAUAAUCGUGCCCCCGGCCGUGCUGCAGCGUCGAGGUGGCAUGUGCCUCACCGGUGUCAUCAUUAGAGCUUUUCUUCAACUCAGUUUGAGCCAAGCAACCGAAGUGAUGUUGGAUCAGCACGAUUUGGUGCUGCGAAUGUCCGAGGAGGUGAUCGCAGCCGCGAGCGAGAAAAGGGCGACGCUCUGCACGGCCGAGGUCGACGACUACGACGACGACGAGGACGAGGACGACGAGCUCGCGAAGGAGGACGCGGACAAGGAGGAGCUCGAGCAGCAGGCGCGAGCCAUCAUCAGGCGCUGCAGCGAGGCAGCCACCGCCGCCGAGCACAGCGAGCUCGAGAAGCAGCUGCUGCUGCGGCUGGACCUGAGCCAGCACAGGCACAGGCACACCGGCCGCUUCCUCACGAUGCACAAGCGGCGCAGGAAGCGACUGACCACGCGAUCGCUCGAUCAGGAGCCGGGACUGCUCGACGACAUCGCCAACGGACUGGUGCAGUGCGUCCUCGAGAAGGUGGCCGAGUGGGAUUUCAACGCUUUCACCCUCGAAAACGUCGCUGGCGGUCGAUCGCUGCCGGUGCUCUGCGUCCACCUCUUCCACUGGUACGGGCUCUUGGAGUACUUCAAGCUCGACGUCGUCAAUGUCUGGAAGCUCUUCUCCUUGAUCGAGGAGGGUUAUCACAGUACGAAUCCUUACCAUAACAGUAUACACGCGGCCGAUGUCACGCAAGCGAUGCACUGCUUCCUCCAAGUCGAAAAGAUAAGAAAACAUCUGAGCCCUCUUGAAAUAAUGGCCGCCCUCAUCGCCGCAGUGACGCACGACCUCGAUCAUCCCGGCGUCAAUCAGCCGUUCCUCGUCGCCACCAGCAACCACCUGGCCACGCUUUAUCAGAACAAAUCCGUGCUGGAGAAUCACCACUGGAGGUCGGCCAUCGGCUGCCUGCUCGAGUCCGGGGUGGCGGACCAGCUGUCCGAGGAGAUCAAGCCCGACCUCGAGCGGCGCAUCUGCGAGCUCAUACUCGCCACCGACAUAACUCGCCAGAACGAAUUUCUCACGCGCUUCGAGGAAUACCUGGGCAGCGAGCUGAGCAUGGAAUCGGAGGAGCACCGCCACUUCAUAUUGCAGAUCGCCCUCAAGUGCGCCGACAUCUCGAACCCAUGCAGGCCGUGGGACGUGCAGCGCAAGUGGGCCCACAAGGUCUGCGAGGAGUUCUUCCGCCAGGGCGACUACGAGCGCCAGCUCAAUCUGCCGGUCACGGCGGUCUGCGAUCGGCACAACACCAGCAUACCCAAGAUCCAGCACGGCUUCUUCCAGUUCAUCGUGCUGCCGCUCUACAAGCUGUUGCACCAAUUCAUCGACGACGACUUCAGCAAGAGCCUGAUGAAAAAUCUCGAUUUCAAUCACAAGCAGUGGCUGGACAUGAUUAAGGAGGCCGAGGAGGAGGCAUCGAAGCGCCAGCACCUCGAGGACGAAUUGGCCAAGAAAUCGCAUCAGCAGCAGAGAGAUUCCAGCGGUUCGGAAGCUCUCACCGACGUCGUGCAGAUCUCCGAGACGAUACAGGAGGACUCGGCCAGUCUGGAACUGCCGUUGUCGUCGUCGUCGCCGCGGGGUCUGGUUCCACCGAAAGCCUCGAUCCAGGGCCGACGUCACUCGGUGCCCAUCAGCCUGCUGACUCUGGCGCCGCGGCCCACGACCAAUCGUCGCGAGAGCCUACCGGGCGGCGCCCCGAAUCAGCUCUCGUCGCGCUACAGCAGCCUCCAGCAGCAGUAUCAUCAUCGCUCGGACGGCGCCUCCCCGACCCAGAGCAUCAGCUGUCACAGUCAGGGCCAGGGCACGAGUGCCUCUUCUUCGGCCUCCCCGGCGCCCGACAGGCCCGUCAGCGCCGAGAAUCUGCUGCCCGAGCCGAGCAUCGCCAGCAUCGCCAAUAGUCGCGAGGCCAUCAGAUUGAGCAGCUUGGUGCAGCAGCAGCCAUGGGAUCACAACGCAUUGGAGAGCCAGCAAGCAACGACGAAUCGACAGGCGACCUUGACUCGACAGCAAACCUUCCCUCCGGUACAGCCGUUCGCCCGAAUGCGAUACAUGUCGACGACCGCCGAGAUGUCGCAGUGCUGCACCGAGGUACUUCUCGAGGGUGACAGCUCGUCCUCGCGCUCCAACUCGCCAACUUCGGCGGCGAUGCCGACCACGCCGAUGACUCACAGCGGCAUCUCGUCGCCCAGUCCGCAGUACCUCACCGUCAAACCCGGCCUGACGGGCUCGUCGAGCGGCGGCGAGCUGCGUCGACACUCCACCCCGACGCAGAGCAAGAGUCGAACUCCGGGCUCGGGGCGACGUUUCACCACCAUACCACUGACCCAGGAGGACGAGACCGCCGGCACCAGUCUUGCAGGAGGUAAAUUUUUCAUCGGCAGUCCGCCCGACUCGCCGCCGAGACAAGCCAGCGCGACACCGUCUAGCGACAGCGGCAGCGGCAGUAUGGGCGGUGGAGGCGGCGGUGCUGGGACUGGAGAACCUCGCAAGAGCGUAGACAGCGUGAGUUUGCCCGGUACCAAGAGAGACUACAGCGACACGACCAGGGAGAAGAGCUCCAAGAUUCUCAAAUUGAUGAAAGAGAACGUCGACCCGCGAAUCUGCGUCGAAGAAAUGACUAACAAGGGAGCCGUUCUGGUUCCGAUCUCGAAUAGGCGAUCAGCCAGCAAUCAGGGUUGGGCACGGCGACGCGGCUCGGCGCCCGUUGGUCUGCAGGCCAGGCUAGACGAUGGCGGCGUGACCACGACGAUGACCAGUACGGCCAACAAUCGCACGAUAGAGUCGUGCUCCAGACGCGGCAGUGUGCCGGCCGACAUAACUGCUCAACCAAAUGCAGCAGGUGUAAAUCGUAACGGUCCAAGUAAACUUAAUUCUGGUGGAAGCAAGCACGUCGUGCUAAUAAGCGGAAGCAAGAGACGGUCCAGUCUGCCGCACGAAAUGACCUUAGGAAAUCUCAUUGGCAAUCUCGUUUUGCUAACUGCAGCAGAACGUGAGAUGUAUCCUCUGAACAACAACCUGCAUCACGCGAGCAACAACGCCAACAACAAUACGACGACCAGCGCGACGGGAAGCAACAACAACGGUUUCGGGCGCAUAACUUUCGAUCAGGGUGGCACCACCACGGCCAUACUGACCUCGAGACGAGGCUCGGUACCGGCCGACAUAUCGGAGCUACGCCGCAACAGUUCCAACAUCAGCGCGUCGGGUAAGACCCGUCGCACGGGCAGCAAGAAGCUUCUUCGCAGGCGCAGCAGUGGCGGCCCCGAGAUGUUCGCGUGCGCCGGCGACAACGCCGACUCUUCCUGGCGAAACAAGCGCGAAUUGAAGAGGGAAGACAUGUCGAACUCGUCGGCCCAGGUCAAGAGGCGAGGAUCGCUCCCCGUCGACGUUCUGACAAUAUCGUUCUCUGGCAGAUACGUUCAUAGAUAGGAUAGAGCAUUGUUUCGAGUCGGAUGAUAUUAAACAUUCGCGGCGAGUUGUGCGUUACGCACACGCGUAUAUACGCAGUUUCCGAUAAAUAAGCUCGAAAGAAUGAUUUAACUGUUAUUAUUGUAUCUGUGUAUACCGUCGCAAUGACGGCGAGUUGCAAUUAAGAUUUCAUUUUUCCUCGCUGAGCGUGAAAGAAAAGCGAGUUUCUAUACAUUAAUACCAUUCGAGUGUUCGGGAAACUUUUUUGUGCGUCGUUAUCGAAUAUCGCAUGGUUAUACAUGCACAAAAGUUUUUAUAUCUAUAUAUUAUAAAUUUAAAUUAAAAAUGUAUUAUAUCAUGAAUAUCCUGGUCACGCAGACACGUGAAUUGUACCAUUAAUAUGAUUUUUCAGGUAUAUAUUAAUGAGCGUGUACACGUGAGAAUAAACAAAAUUCUUGGAUCAAAUUUUGAAAUUGUACAAGCGAUUUUUAAAGAUACUUUUUCGUAGUUAUUUGCCAUGCAUCAGUGUAAAUUUUAAAAUCCUGAACAAUACACGUGGAGAUAUUUUCUUCUUGAGUUUUUUACAUCGACAAAAGUAUCAAUUGUGUGUUCAAAAGGUUUACGCUUUUUAUAACAUCAACAACACAAGAAUCUCUGUGAGUUGUUGUUAAUUUGAUUCUUAUUUACUUCAGUUUUGACUCUAGAACAGAAGAAUGGAAAUUAAACUGUACUACGUGACUAUGAAAACUAUAAGGGUAUCAUCAUGAUUUUGCAUGUAUCGUGAAGCAGUAGAUUGGCAUUUAUUAGGCUGGUCCUAAGCUAUUCAAUCUAAAUUUUCAACCGCCUGUCGAACGUAAAAAAAGUAAAAAUCACCUUACCAAUGUUUAUGCGUAUACUAUGUGGAAGUGAGGUGUUCCAGCGAUUUAAGCCCCUAACUUUACUAUAAUAUCAAAUUAAAUGAAAUAAUACACUUACUGUUGUAAUAAUUCUUUGGACGAAACUGAUGAUGUAUGUUAUGAUAAGUAUUUCGUAAUGAAUAAUAUUAAUCUAAAUCAUCAUGGUGUAUCGUCUCAUGUAUAGUCGUAAUGAGUAAGUGUAUGAAUAAGUUUAAAAGUAAUUCAUUGAUUUUCAAUGCAUUCAUGAAAAACUUUCAGCCUCAACGUUCAACCAUAAACAUACUAUUGUAUUUGUUUAUUCGAUAUUUUCAUCUGAAUUUUAAAUCUUUUAUAUGAUUGCGUGAGCAGGUAAAUGACAAUUUGUGCAAAUGUUCCUAGAUUAUAAUUUCAACGUAUGCAUCCAACCUCGGUUGAACACGAUUUCUUUGUAUUUUUCAUCAACCUGAAAGUAUAAAUUCAUUACAUGUAUUGCAUAUAUCAUAUUAAGUAGAAAUCAAAUUAAAAGAAUGCAAAGGUAUAUUAUAUAAUUUCUGCCAUAUGUUAAAAUAUUUAGAUGCGAUA
This is a messenger RNA of Trichogramma pretiosum, 6795 nucleotides long. RefSeq lists its product as uncharacterized. The coding region runs from base 1697 to 5359 and encodes 1220 amino acids. The record is from RefSeq and is a predicted model, not a curated record. The transcript is spliced from 14 exons. Lineage: Eukaryota; Metazoa; Arthropoda; Insecta; Hymenoptera; Trichogrammatidae. Gene Ontology annotation, molecular function: 3',5'-cyclic-AMP phosphodiesterase activity.